Candidozyma auris is the source of this 1491-nucleotide messenger RNA. RefSeq names its product Git1p (gene GIT1). Bases 1 to 1491 code for a protein of 496 amino acids. Gene Ontology annotation, molecular function: carboxylic acid transmembrane transporter activity. NCBI's taxonomy places the organism in Eukaryota, Fungi, Ascomycota, Pichiomycetes, Serinales, Metschnikowiaceae. Gene Ontology annotation, cellular component: plasma membrane. Gene Ontology annotation, biological process: transmembrane transport; carboxylic acid transport. The record is from RefSeq and is a predicted model, not a curated record. The transcript has a single exon.
AUGAAUAGUAUCACGAAUGCUGGAUACUCUGGCACUCACUUUGAGUAUGACUCCUCCGCUCGUGAAAACCGUAUUCAUAGGCGAUCCGCUAGUGAGAUAUUUACAAUCAUUUGCGCUGGGUUUGCUUUGAUUUCUGAUGGAUAUCAAAAUAAUGUCAUGACAAUGCUUAACACCGCUUUUGCUCAACUUUAUCCGAAAGAAUAUACAAGUGAGAUGAAGACAAAUGUUUCAAAUGCCUCACUUGUGGGGACCAUUUUCGGCCAAGUCGUUAUUGGAGUCUUGGCAGACAGGCUUAAUAGAAAACAAUCGAUUAUAAUAGCGACCGUUUUUUUAGUGUUCGGAACAGUCUUGUGUGCGGCUGCACACGGUAGGUCCGUGAACGGCAUGUUCUGGAUGUUGAUUAUCUUUCGUGGUGUCACUGGCUUUGGUAUUGGAGCGGAAUACCCCUCGUGUUCAGUAUCAACUAAUGAAGCUGCGAACGAAGCGGUGAAAAGAAGAGGGGGGGUAUUUUGUUUGGUAACCAAUUUACCACUCUCUUUUGGUGGGCCUUUUGCGUUGAUCAUAUUCUUAAUUGUGUACCAAAUCACGGACGGAGUGACAAAUGGUCUCUGGCGAGCACUUUUUGCAAUCGGAGCAUUUUGGCCGUUGUCUGUAUUUUACUUUAGAUACAAGAUGGCAACCUCUGUUUUGUUUAGGAAAGCAGCGAUACGAAAAAACACCCCAUACUGGUUGGCCUUAAAGUUUUAUUGGAAGCGAUUGUUGGGGACAUGUUUAUGUUGGUUUCUCUACGACUUUGUCACCUUUCCAAAUGGCAUAUUUUCAGCUACUAUCAUUAAAUCAGUGUUGGACAGUUCCGAAACCUCGAACCUUGAGCGCGUGGCUGAGUGGAAUUUGUUACUUGGAACAAUUGCCAUUCCAGGAGUGCUUGUUGGUGCGUACUUAUGUGACAAUAUUGGACGCCGCAACACGCUUGCGUUGGGGUUCUCGGGCUACAUCGUAUUUGGCCUAAUAAUCGGAUGCUCUUUCGAUAAAAUCAAAAAAAUUGUUCCCCUUUUUAUAAUUUUUUACGGUUUGAUGAUGUCUAUGGGAAAUCUUGGACCGGGAGAUAUGAUGGGAUUGACUUCAUCGGAAUCUUUUGCCACUCCCAUUCGUGGCACGUGCUACGGAAUCUCUGCCGCUAUCGGAAAAGUUGGUGCUGUUGUUGGUACGAAAACGUUUACACCCAUUCAGAAUAACUUAGGAGAAAAUUGGACGUUCAUCAUUGCAGCCAUUUGUGGUUUGGUCGGUGUGAUCUGUUCUUUGGUCCUCAUUCCACAACUACAAGACGAUGAUUUAAUGAGAGAGGACAUCAAGUUCAAGAAUUAUUUGAUUGAUCAGGGGUGGAAUGGAACUUUCGGUUAUGAAGAUGAUGAACUGGACGCAGGAAGUGACACCUCUGAUAAUGAGAUCGAGAAACAGGCAUAUGUGGAGAACAUCGCCCCUAAGACUUAA